Orycteropus afer afer is the source of this 2221-nucleotide messenger RNA. It is a transcript of the gene NCAPH, whose product is annotated as non-SMC condensin I complex subunit H. Lineage: Eukaryota; Metazoa; Chordata; Mammalia; Tubulidentata; Orycteropodidae. The record is from RefSeq and is a predicted model, not a curated record. Gene Ontology annotation, cellular component: condensin complex. Gene Ontology annotation, molecular function: chromatin binding. Gene Ontology annotation, biological process: mitotic chromosome condensation.
ACCGCGGCCGUUACGGCGUUUAGAAGUUUCGCGCGCGCGAUUUAAAACCAGCUCCUGUAAAACGGAAGACAAAAUGGGACCUCCAUGCCCAGAACGGAUGUUCUCAAUGCCUCUGCCGAGGAAAGCCCCUCUCAAUACUCCAAGCACCCCGAUAUUUGAAGACUUUCCUCAGAAUGACGAUGAAAAGGAGCGAAUGCAACGGAGGCGCUCCAAGGUCUUUGACCUGCAGUUCGGCACAGACUCACCUCAUUUGUUAGCUUCUCCCUCCAGUAGGAGUGUUGACAGUUCAGCUACAAUCUCUAAAUUUACAAACACACAGAUAACGGAGCAUUACUCCACUUGUAUCAAAUUAUCCACUGAAAAUAAAAUCACUACCAAGAAUGCUUUUGGCUUGCACUUGAUUGAUUUUAUGUCAGAGAUUCUUAAGCAGAAAGACACUGAACCGACCAACUUUAAAGUGGCUGCUGGCACUCUGGAUGCCAGCACCAAGAUCUAUGCUGUGCGUGUAGAUGCUGUUCAUGCCGAUGUAUACAGAGUCCUUGGGGGACUGGGCAAGGAUGCUCCAGAAGAAGUGGAGAGCAGUGGUGCAGAUAGAAGUGCUGCUGAAAUGGGAACGACGAAAAAGCCACCAAAGCCAAAAAAGAAGCACUCAUACAAAACCAUUGAGCAAAAUAUUAACAACCUCAACGUCUCCGAAGCAGAUAGAAAGUGUGAGAUUGAUCCCAUGUUUCAGAAGACUGCAGCCUCAUUCGAUGAGUGUAGCACAGCAGGGGUCUUUCUCUCUACUCUCCACUGCCAUGACUAUAGAAGUGAGCUGCUUUUUCCUUCUGACAUGCAGACUCUCUCUACUGGAGAACCUCUUGAGUUGCCCGAUUUAGGUUGGGUGGAAAUGACAGACUUAAAAGCCCCCUUGCAGCAGUGUAUAGAAGAUCGCCAGAUCUGCCCUUCCCUGGCCGGGUUCCAGUUUACUAAGUGGGACAGUGAAACACAUAAUGAGUCUCUGUCAGCCCUGGUAGACAAGUUUAAGAAGAAUGACCAGGUAUUUGACAUCAAUGCCGAGGUGGAGGAGAGUGACUGUGAGGACUUCCCUGAUGGGCCCUUACAGGAUGACUUUGAUGCCAACGAUGAACCCGACCUCACCACAGUUGGGAAGCACGAUGAGUUCAGGAGCUGGAAGGAGCCCUGCCAGGUCCAAAGCUGCCAGGAAGAUAUCAUUCCCCUUGGAGAUGGAGACAUUAGAACGAUGUGCCCCCUUCUAUCCAUGAAACCUGGAGAAUAUUCCUAUUUCAGUCCCCGUACCAUGUCCAUGUGGGCUGGCCCGGACCAUUGGCACUUUAGACCUCGACACAAACAAGAAACUUCCUCGCAAUCAGAGAACAAAAAGAAGAGUACAAAGAAAGAUUUUGAAAUUGACUUUGAAGAUGAUAUUGACUUUGAAGUGUAUUUUCGAAUAACAAAGGCUGCUACUGUUCUGACCAAGUCCACUUUGGAGAACCAGAAUUACAGAGCCACCACUCUUCCUACAGAUUUCCACUAUGAGGUUGAUAAUCUUGUCCAGCUGUAUCUCAAACCAGGCAUCAGGUUACUUAAGACGCCCCAGGACCGGAAGACAGGAACUGAGCAAUAUGAAGAAAUUGAAGACUAUGAUUACAAUAAUCCUAAUGACACCUCCAACUUUUGCCCUGGGUUACAGGCUGUUGACAGUGAUUAUGAAGAGUCAGAUGACCUAUUUGUGGGACCAGCUGGGGCCUUUGACCUUACACCUUAUCCUUGCCAUCCACCUAAGACAAUGCAAGAGAACAAUGAUGCUCCCGAAAUCCAAGGAUUGGACAUCAUGACCUAUGGGGAAUCAAAUCUGAUAGCUGAGCCUCAGAAGGUAAAUAAGAUUGAAAUUCAGUAUGCCAGGACUGCCAAAAAGAUGGACAUGAAGAAGCUGAAGCAAAGCAUGUGGAGUUUACUUACAGAGCUCUCAAAGAAGCAAGCAGACGCAGAGGCAAACCAUAGUGAAAUGGAAAACGAAGAGGGCCUGGUGGAGGUGGCUGAUGAGAAAUUAUUCAGUGGGCUCGCAAAGGAUCUGAAGAAGAGCCUGCCUCCCCUCAUGGCUCAGAACCUCUCCAUACCUCUGGCUUUUGCCUGUCUCCUACAUUUAGCCAAUGAAAAGAAUCUGAAGCUGGAAGGAACAGAGGAUCUUUCUGAUGUUCUUGUGAAGCAAGGGGAUUGA